Sphaeroforma arctica JP610 is the source of this 2442-nucleotide messenger RNA. RefSeq lists its product as hypothetical. The record is from RefSeq and is a predicted model, not a curated record. The transcript has a single exon. The coding region runs from base 44 to 2266 and encodes 740 amino acids. NCBI's taxonomy places the organism in Eukaryota, Ichthyosporea, Ichthyophonida. Gene Ontology annotation, cellular component: membrane.
GGAGUUUGGUGAGCUUCAUCGCAUCACAAACUAUACAUCAACCAUGAGGUUUCAAGGGAUAGUUCGAUGUGCCUUAAUAGGACUUGCAUGCCACACUCCUGUAUCAGCUACAGUCGAAACGUUAGCAGAUAAUAAUCUGGCACAAGAUCUCGGUGCCGACGAGGGUCUUUUGCGCACACAGCUCAGUGGCUCAAGCGUUCAGAACUUGACAGAACAUUCUAAUGGCAUAAGUGGAGAAUUAUGGGAGCCUAUAUUGCGCCACCCAGCCAAAGCUAAUCUAACACUUCCCAAAGUUUUCCUCGCGGGUGUGAGCACAGCAAUCAGCAUAGACUUACCAGCUCAAGAUGAACGAAUGCAGGUGUGGGAUGCGCAUGUGCCCGUCAUGCUUGAUGUUAUCAGCAAAGGGGUGGUCACGCACUCUAUGCGUUUUACACUGAAUACUUCCAAUUUAGAUAAACAUUAUAACUUACCUAUUCUUACACAUAGUUUGGAAGGCAUCGUGUUCGAUGACUUCGGUGUCGGCUUUAUUAAGGUGAAAGUUGAGGGUUUGCCCGAGGUCUCUCAGCGUACAUACUCGAUUCCUGCUUGGUUAUCAAUGUUGCCACCACUGGUCACCUUGGUAAUUUCGGUUGCCCUGAGACAAGUGAUGAUUGCACUAACUAUAGGUGUCUGGGUGGGCUGCAUCUGGUUGUACGAGUACAACGUGGUCAUCGCCUUUAUGCGUACCUUUGACGAAUACGUCUCGAAUGCGUUUAUGUCGGACGGCCAUGCGAACGUAAUCCUUUUCACCUUCUUCCUGGGGGGUUUGAUAGGUCUUGUGCAGAAAAGUGGCGGUGCUCUGGGGUUAGCGAGACAAUGUGUGAAGGUAGCAUCUACACCUAAGCGAGGGCAGUUGAUGUGCUGGUUCUUGGGCGUAGGUAUCUUUUACGACGACUAUAGCUGUGUGUUGAUCACCGGUAAUUCUCUCAGGCCUAUCACACGGUCCAUACGCAUGUCUCCAGAAAAGUUUGCAUAUAUAAUCCACACUUGUGCUCAGAUGGCUUCUAUGACGCCCGUAUCGUCUUGGAUAGGUGUGGAGUUAGGUUACCUCCAACAACAGUACAAGCUACUAGGUGUCGACCAGAACGCAUUUCUGGUGCUCAUGAAAACUAUUCCUUACAGAAUCUAUCCGAUUAUUAGCAUUUUCUUUGCGCUAGCCGUGAUCGCCCUGGGAAAAGACUUCGGGCCUAUGGCGACAGCCGAGAAAAAUUUCCACAAGCUUAUUAGAAGAGAUAGUAUCAAUGGGGGAAGCGACCCAAAUAGAUUACUUACAUCAGUUCCGUCUGGUAGUUUUAGCACAGACGAUGGGGAGAGCGGUGGUAACAGCCCAAUCGUUAGUGAUGACAAUUCAGAUGAGGACAUUCCUGCAUUGGCUAAGCGCAAGCCUGAGCGUGUUAUAAACGCUGUCUUACCGUUUGGAACGGUGAUUGUGGCCACUAUGGUAGGUAUUGUGUACGAUGGGUAUAUCAAGAUUCCCGCGGGCGGUUCGCACGACAUCAUCGCAAUUGUGUCGAGUGCCAACUCAGUGUCCGCCUUAUACUGGGCCUCAGUGCUGGGUUGCGUAGUGGCAGCCAUAAUGUACACAGCACAGAAGCUGCUGAGCCUUAGUGCCAUCAUAGACUCUUGGGUAGAGGGUGUGAAGGAUGUGUUGGAGCCAACCCUGGUACUACUUCUCGCAUGGGCGCUGGGAUCUGUGAUUCAGGAUCUCAACACAGCCAACUACUUGGUAAGCGCGCUGGGUUCCUCUAUCUCUGUGCAAUGGCUGCCAGCCAUAGUGGCGGUGUUCGCCUAUGUGAUCUCAUUUGCCACAGGUACAUCGUUUGGCACCAUGGGUGUACUGUUCCCUCUUGCAGUCCCACUGGCAUAUCAGGUGAGUGGCAAUGACGAACAUGUCAUGCUACUCGCGACCAGUGCCAUCUUGGGAGGGUCUCUGUUCGGCAACCAUUGUAGUCCCAUCGCUGAUCUUACUAUACUUUCGUCCAUGUCUGCGGGUUGCGAAGUGGGGUCACAUUUUGAGACAACCUUCCCAUACGCUGCAUUGGUUGGUCUUGUGUCCUUAGUCUUCGGCUUCAUGCCAUUAGGGUUCUUCCCUAGUUGGUACAGCCCGUGGUUGGCGCUGCUAGUAUGUUUGCUCGUGUGCGUGGGCGUUCUUAUGUUGUUGGGUGGGGAUACUGAAGAGAGAAGAAUCAACGCUCUUGAAGAAGAGGACAUCGCCGAUGAGGAAUAGGCUACAAAAUCCAGGAGAUAUUGAUUCUGAGUAGCUGUAUCACAAGAGAACACGAUGAUUAGAGAGGAUACGUUUGCUAGUUUCUGCGUAUUAUAUAUUACUAGUUUGUGCAGCUCUCGGGAAUAAAAUUUAGGGACAUCAAAGGAAGCUGCGAUGACAAUAGCACAGUUUGAGUU